Molecule: messenger RNA, 637 nt
Organism: Anolis sagrei ordinatus
Lineage: Eukaryota; Metazoa; Chordata; Lepidosauria; Squamata; Anolidae
Product: somatotropin-like
Biological process (GO): animal organ development; positive regulation of tyrosine phosphorylation of STAT protein; growth hormone receptor signaling pathway
Cellular component (GO): extracellular region
Molecular function (GO): growth factor activity; hormone activity; growth hormone receptor binding
Source: RefSeq, a predicted model, not a curated record
GCUCUACUCUGUUGGUCACUGCUUUGUUUAUCUUGGUCAUCCAAUGUCCUGGAGGAACAACAGCCUUCCCAACAAUGCCUCUCUCCAGCCUCUUUGCCAAUGCAGUAGUAAGAGCCCAGCAUCUCACCUGCUUGCCACAGAUACCUUCAAAGAAUUUGAGCGCUCCUACAUCCCAGAUGACCAACGGCAGUCCAACAAGAACUCUCAGUCUGCCAUUUGUUCCUCUGAAAACAUCCCUGCACCCACAGGAAAGGACGACGCACAACAAAAAACAGACAUGGAGUUGCUCAGGUUUUCGCUCACCCUCAUUCAGUCAUGGCUAAGUCCUGUACAGCACCUCAGUAGGAUGUUCACUAAUACUCUGGUCUUUGGUACAUCAGAUAGAGUCUAUGAAAAACUUCAGGACUUGGAACAAGGAAUUCUGGCUCUGAUGAGGGAACUGGAGGAUGGGAGCUCUCGGGGACUUCAGCUUUUCAGACCUAUUUAUGAGAAGUUUGAAUCCAAUCUCCGGAACGAAGGCUCGUUGCUGAAAAAUUACGGUCUCCUGUCCUGCUUCAAAAAGGAUCUGCAUAAGGUGGAGACCUACUUAAAAGUGAUGAAAUGCAGGCAUUUUGGGGAAAUUAACUGCACAAUCUGA